CAAAAUCAAAAGCGAAAUAUACUUAUGACAAUUUUAUAAAUUGGAAAACAAAAAAAAAAUGCCCAUAGUUUUUUCGAACACGUAUUUUUGGCAUAUUAUAAAGAACUGGCAGAAACGAAAAAGUCUUCAACAUUGUGGGCAUUGUACUCCAUGCUUAAGAAAAAUAAAGCAAUAAAGAAUAUUUACUUACUUACUUACUUACUUAAAGCCACAAUGCAGGUGAAGCAUAAUAUAAACAUAAAAAGCUAUGUAAACUUAACUAUGUGGCUAAAACCACAGGCAGAUGGAUACAAGGCAGAGAAAUCAAAGAUAUUUAGUUCAGAAGUACAAGCAUUCCUAAAUCAGGCACCCGAUAAGAUAUAUCUGGCCACAAAGGUAACUAAGCCUACUUAUAGAAAUGACCAUAAUAAUACAUUAUAUUACGAAUAAAAAAAUAAUUAAAUGAUCUGAAAAUUUUAUUUAUACAUCAUCUUAUUUAUCAAUAUGUAUAAGACUAUUCACAACUUUGCCUAAACCUAAUACGUAAAAUUAAAAAUAUUUCAUUAAACAACUGACUACACUUACUAAUAACAAAAAAAUCAUAUACUUAUCUAUUUGUAUGUACACUUAUCAACAUAUCAUUUACAGGUUGCUUUAAUCUUGGGCAUCAAUGGUGCAUGUAGAGGUGGUGAUUUGACAAAUAUAAUAUAACCACCAGCAAUAUUGAAUUGCAAGGGAAAUUAGCGAUAGUUAAGCUUCGAGCCACCAAGACUAAAAUAGACCAUUCCUUCGUGGUCCGGGAUGAGUAUUUGGACAUUUUCAAAAAAUAUUAUGCCUUACGGCCUCAGAGCACACAAUAUAUCAGGCUUUUUCUGAACUACAUAAAGGGAAAAUGUACUAGGCAAGUGAUUGGACGGCAUAAAACGUUAUCCCUGCCAAGACAAAUAUAUAGUCCAGUUUUUUAAUUUGGAACACCCCGAGCUCUAUACCGGACAUUGCUUCCGUCGCACAUCUGUGACAUUUCUGGCAGACUCGGGAGCUAGUCUACGGGUCCUCAAGAUGCAUGGUGGGUGGAAAUCCGACCAAGUUAUUGAAUGCUAUUCUGUUGAAAAUAAGGAGAAAAUUACAAAGAGUGUCACAUAAUAUAUUGUCCUAGAAUACAAAAAUAGCACAGCCCAAUCUAAUGCACAACCAACAAAUCCACUGCCAUCUGCCCGUUGUCAACCGCCAUUGCAUUCCCACUAGCCUCAAGAUUUUCAUUUGUCGGCACCACAAUCUUCACUCGGAUAAUCACAUCCUCAGCCUCCUCAAGUGAGAGCAAGUGAACAAUCCUCCACUCGCAUUGUAUAAUCACAACCUGGCUCAUCAGCAGAAAUUCAGCACACCAUCAUAACUGUUCCUAGCAAAACAAUCACAAUAUCAAUAACUAAUUGUCCUAAUAUGGCUAAUGACUCAUUUAAUAUUUCCUAAAUUUGUUAAAUAAUCUGUCAUGCUUACCUAGUUUUACGAACGAUUUUGGACAAAGAUGUAGAAAAUAUAUUGUACCUAGAAUCUUUAAUGACUUACCAUCAGAGUAAAAAGUACAUGCUUUGUUACAAAGCAAUCAUUUAAAAAGAAAGUAAGCAGCGUACUACUAACUAAAUUAAAAACACAAUACAGUAAAAGUAAAGUAAUAAGUUUAAUAUGUAUAAACAGAUAUUAGUAAUAGUGAUUCUUAAGUAAUCACAAACAAGAUAGUAAACAGUGCUGUAUUGUCUUUUUUGCCAUUGCUAUUAAUAUUAAUAUUACCAAUACCAGAUAUAUAAGAACCUUUAAUGUUUUGUUUACUAAGCAUCUUUUAACCCGAAAUGCAUUAUGUUUUAGUAUUUUAAACUGUAACUCGACAGUUUAGACUACAACGCUUAAUAUAUAAGUUUAGUUUAUCUACAUAUCUAGCGACAAGUACCUUUUGCAAUUCUUCUGAUUGAUUAUUGAGAUUGAGAAGAGGUUUAAUUUAAUUUUGGUUACAACAAAUUGACAACAAUGACAAGUGUCAAUUCUAAAGGUGUCUAAAGGUUCGUUCAGUAACUUAGUUUCGUACUUUUUAAAAGUAACGUGAUAAUAAAUAUAAAUGUAUGAAGUAUCUGUUUUCUAUUAAAAACCGAGUUAAAAUAUAGCGAAAUAGAACGUAUUCACACUUUAGUUUUAGUUUUUGUCUUGUUUACUUAUAAUUUCUUUAAAAUAAAACUUUUUUUGUUGUCUUUUUCAUUGCAUGUUUGGAAAAAGCACUAUAGAUACCUCGGCGGGAAAUAUGGGGUUGUCCGCCUCAGACCUAUCCGUCCUCGCUUCGCUCGGCCGUCUAUAUGUCUUCGGCCGGCAACCCCUUUCGUCCCGACCUCUGUAGUAAUGUAUAUGAUAAGCAACCUCCCUAUUCUUUACCUGUCACUAUGAGAAGUCGAAUAGGCCCCCUGCUCAUUAAUCCGCGCCCCUUUGCUCCUACACGCUGUAUUCUUCCAUCGAAUUCGACCCAAUUACGCUUCUUGUGAUUGAUUUCAAAGCAAACAGGUUCUACUCGUAAAAAUAUGACGUAAUAUUCCAUACUUGCAUAAUAAAAACACUGGCAAAUACAAUGAUAUUAUGUACAAUAGUCAGUAUCAGAAAAAAUAUCGUAAUUUGUAAAGAAAAUGAACUGAUGAAACACCCUUUGUGCCUGACUAACUUGAGUUGACGUCUUUAUUUAUACAGCAAUCACUUAUUAUGUACUUAAACUUUGAGAAAGCGAGUUAGAUAUAUAUUUUCAAACUAAGGACAUUUCCCAUAAAAGACUUUUUAGGUAAGUACCUACUUACAUAACGACUCAAUAUUUUAUCGCGUCUUUUGUUAUAAAUGAAGAUAUUUUACGUGUUAGAACUCGACAAACCGGCUUAGAAUUAGCUUCGUGCUUUAUUUUUAUAUUAAACUUCUUUAAUUUAUUAAAUUGUGUUCGAGUAUACAUUUAUUAUUCUAAUUUAAUACCUAAAUAAAAAACCUAUUCUUUACUCAACUUUCUCUUUGCAAGAAAAUUUCUUCCUAAUAAUUAUUUCCAAUAAAGUAAAUGAAGUCUAAUGAUAUUCAUUCGUUUGUGGCUAUAAUUCCAAUAACCGUGUUAGCGCCGCUAUGAUCAAGCAAUAUGGAAACGCCGAGCAACUUCAUUGCGGGGAUGAACGGCGCUCCGCGGCUCCGCGGCCGGCCGCCACCGCCGCCCUCCCCGAGUGCGCGUGCGCGCUGCAAUCGAUCUUCAAAAACCGCACGCUUUUCCAAUACUCGCCCGAACUUGGAUACAAAACCGUUAUUGGUAUGGAACUGCUGAUAGCAAAAAUUGACUAUUUCGACUUAUUCCUUAACCAAUUCGAACUCAUCGAUAUCCUACGCAUGCUGUUGGCGCGAGCCCACGAGGACGGCGACGAGCCGGUGCUGAUUUAGCGCCACCACCAUGGCCUUACCACUCUACAGGUCGGAGAUGUCUCAUCGAAAUAGAAAAGUUACCCUACGGAUAAAAUAGCUUAUUGAAUUGUACAUUUCCAUGAAUGUGAUCUUAUGCGCCUAAGUUACCUAAAAAACAAACAAAAAAAUCUUUUAUACAUUAAAACAAAAAUUAUGUACGCUGA
Messenger RNA from Cydia pomonella (codling moth), 3605 nucleotides. RefSeq lists its product as uncharacterized. The record is from RefSeq and is a predicted model, not a curated record. Lineage: Eukaryota; Metazoa; Arthropoda; Insecta; Lepidoptera; Tortricidae. The transcript is spliced from 4 exons. Bases 3115 to 3420 code for a protein of 101 amino acids.